Messenger RNA from Aegilops tauschii subsp. strangulata, 2101 nucleotides. Its product is annotated as sugar transport protein MST4. Gene Ontology annotation, cellular component: membrane. Gene Ontology annotation, molecular function: monosaccharide transmembrane transporter activity. Gene Ontology annotation, biological process: monosaccharide transmembrane transport. NCBI's taxonomy places the organism in Eukaryota, Viridiplantae, Streptophyta, Magnoliopsida, Poales, Poaceae. The record is from RefSeq and is a predicted model, not a curated record.
CCCAGGGACUUGGAGCGUUGUGUCCCAUCUCCAAUCCCCUUCCUUUGGCUCUCCUCGUGUGCUUCUGUGGAGAAACACUCGCUGCUUGUCUAGCUUCCAUUAUAUCGGCGUAGCUUGACCGGCCGGCUUGCGAAGAUGCCGGGCGGGGGGUUCGCCGUGUCGGCGCCGUCCGGCGUGGAGUUCGAGGCCAAGAUCACGCCCAUCGUCAUCAUCUCCUGCAUCAUGGCGGCCACCGGCGGCCUCAUGUUCGGCUACGACGUCGGCAUCUCAGGCGGAGUGACAUCGAUGGACGAUUUCCUGCGUGAGUUCUUCCCGGCGGUGCUGCGCCGGAAGAACCAGGACAAGGAGAGCAACUACUGCAAGUACGACAACCAGGGCCUGCAGCUCUUCACCUCGUCGCUCUACCUCGCCGGCCUCACCGCCACCUUCUUCGCCUCCUACACCACCCGCCGCCUCGGACGCCGCCUCACCAUGCUCAUCGCCGGCGUCUUCUUCAUCAUCGGCGUCAUCUUCAACGGGGCCGCCCAGAACCUCGCCAUGCUCAUCAUCGGCAGGAUCCUGCUUGGUUGCGGCGUCGGCUUCGCCAACCAGGCCGUUCCCCUGUUCCUGUCGGAGAUCGCGCCGACGAGGAUCCGCGGCGGGCUCAACAUCCUGUUCCAGCUGAACGUGACCAUCGGCAUCCUGUUCGCGAACCUGGUGAACUACGGCACGAGCAAGAUCCACCCGUGGGGCUGGCGGCUGUCGCUGUCGCUGGCCGGCAUCCCGGCGGCGAUGCUCACCCUGGGCGCGCUCUUCGUCACCGACACCCCCAACAGCCUCAUCGAGCGCGGCCACCUGGAGGAGGGCAAGGCGGUGCUCAAGCGGAUCCGCGGCACCGACAACGUGGAGCCGGAGUUCAACGAGAUCGUGGAGGCGAGCCGCAUCGCGCAGGAGGUGAAGCACCCGUUCCGGAACCUGCUCCAGCGCCGGAACCGCCCGCAGCUGGUCAUCGCCGUGCUGCUCCAGAUCUUCCAGCAGUUCACGGGGAUCAACGCCAUCAUGUUCUACGCCCCCGUGCUGUUCAACACGCUCGGGUUCAAGAGCGACGCGUCGCUCUACUCGGCGGUGAUCACGGGCGCCGUCAACGUGCUGGCCACGCUGGUGUCGGUGUACGCCGUGGACCGCGCCGGGCGGCGCGCGCUGCUGCUGGAGGCUGGCGUGCAGAUGUUCCUGUCGCAGGUGGUGAUCGCCGUGGUGCUGGGCAUCAAGGUGACGGACAAGUCGGACAACCUGGGCCACGGGUGGGCCAUCCUGGUGGUGGUCAUGGUGUGCACCUACGUGGCCUCCUUCGCCUGGUCCUGGGGCCCGCUGGGGUGGCUCAUCCCCAGCGAGACGUUCCCGCUGGAGACGCGGUCGGCGGGGCAGAGCGUGACGGUGUGCGUCAACCUGCUCUUCACCUUCCUCAUCGCGCAGGCCUUCCUCUCCAUGCUCUGCCACCUCAAGUUCGCCAUCUUCAUCUUCUUCUCGGCCUGGGUGCUCGUCAUGUCCGUCUUCGUGCUCUUCUUCCUCCCGGAGACCAAGAACGUGCCCAUCGAGGAGAUGACCGACAAGGUGUGGAAGCAGCACUGGUUCUGGAAGAGAUUCAUGGACGACGACGACCACCACCACAACAUCGCCAACGGCAAGAACGCCACCGUCUGAAAAGUGUUGCUCCUACUAUGUAAAUGUAACGCUGCCUGCCUGCCUGCACAACUCGACUUAGAAAGAAGAAAGAUGGAUACUGAGCUUUAUCAAUCGAUCUUAUCUCGAUCGAGUGCAGACACUUUCAGUCGCGAGCCCAACUAUUGCACUGCUUCCAUUUCCAUAUGCGACGAGGAACAGCAGGCAGUGUGGUAGCAAACCUUGCAGUUCUAUAUACACUCGGUCCCAAAAUAAGCACGUCAAUUAUUUUGGGACAGAGGGUAGCAGUGUAGUGUAUUUCGGUGUUUCUUGUUUAGUGGUAGUAUCCUUUAUGUGUCUAUUUGUUUGGAAGUUGGUCUCUGACAAUGCGAGCCUACCUGUAUACAGCACCUUGUAAAACUGAUGUUGCGAUUCGUCAAUGCACAGCAGUAAUGUUCCACAA